Penicilliopsis zonata CBS 506.65 is the source of this 1404-nucleotide messenger RNA. RefSeq lists its product as hypothetical. Gene Ontology annotation, molecular function: oxidoreductase activity. Bases 305 to 1303 code for a protein of 332 amino acids. The record is from RefSeq and is a predicted model, not a curated record. The transcript is spliced from 4 exons. Lineage: Eukaryota; Fungi; Ascomycota; Eurotiomycetes; Eurotiales; Aspergillaceae.
CGAGGAUUAAUGCACAUAAAUUGACGUCGAGAAAGUCUUCAAACACAAGGUAGUUAGUUACAAGUCAGGUCUGCUGCUUGUUGAGGAAGUCGAGAGUUCCGCUUGCGGUUCACCGUGGAUCACGUGUAUCGGGGCGUUUACGUCAUCGGCCCACCGAGUCUCUUUUUCAUCUUCUGGAACUUGCUCUCUGCCUGCUUAGAAAUACAGGCUACAGAGUGACUAAAGAGAAGUUUUUCUCCCUUUUCUCCCUUUUCUAAUCUUCCAGGUACUAUCUGAGUAUUUUUUUUUUUGAGUUAUCGGGAAGAUGAGGGCUGUGGGAGUUCGCAAUGGCAAGGGAGACGCCGACGCCCUCUUCAUCGAGGAGAACGUGGCGGACCCUGUUCCCAAGGAUGAUCAGCUGCUGGUGCGCGUCAAGGCUUUUGGGCUGAACAGAAUGGAUACCAUGCAGCGUGAGGGCAAGUAUCCCUUUCUCCCGCCUGAUGCCGGGCCUAUCAUCGGGGUUGAGUUCAGCGGUACAGUGGAAUCCAAGGGGUCAGCCUGCUCGGACAAGUUCUCAAUUGGUGAUGCCGUUUUUGGACUCAUCUCAGGUGGUGCGUACGCAGAAAAGGUCGUCAUUAGCGAAGGAAUGCUCAUUCCGAAGCCCCCGCAUCUGACGCACGAGGAAGCAGCCGGUACGACAGAGACCUGUUUCACUGCCUUCCAGGCUCUCUCGUUCGUCGGAGGAUUCCAGUCUGGCCAGUCCGUCCUUGUCCAUGCCGGUGCGUCCGGAGUUGGCCAGGCGGCCAUCCAGAUCGCCAAAUUGCUUGGGGCAUCCAAGGUUUUCACCACGGCAGGCAGUGAUGCCAAGUGUAAGCAGAGUCUGGAGCUCGGGGCCGACGUGGCUGUCAACUACCGCACCGAGGAUUUCUCGAAAGUCGUGGAAAAGGAGACCAACGGACGCGGCGUGGAUCUCAUCAUUGACCUGAUCGGCCGUGACUACUGGCACAAGAACAUGGCAUCGGCUGCCCCAGACGGCAAGCUCGUCCUGGUCUCCAUGAUGAGCGGGCCGAUUGUCGACAACUUGGACCUGCGUGUCCUCCUCACCAAGCGAUUGUCUAUCAUGGCCACCACGCUGCGCAUCCGCGACAAAGAAUACAAGUCACGUCUGUGCAAUGCCUUUAUCGAGCAGGUUCUGCCUCACUUUGAGGCCAGACGUAUCCGAACGAUCGUCGACUCGGUCUAUCCCUGGACGCAGGUGGCUGACGCCCAUAAGCGGAUGGAACAGAACCUGAACUCGGGCAAGAUCAUCUGCGCAAUCGACUGAUAGAUGGUACAUUUAUAAAUAUUGAUAUAUAUUGAACACUAGCUAUAUAUGUAUGACUGAAUGUGUUUUGAAAGUGAAUCUCAAUUUCUCUCAAGGUUCCC